This is a messenger RNA of Plasmodium berghei ANKA, 3789 nucleotides long. Its product is annotated as conserved Plasmodium protein, unknown function. Lineage: Eukaryota; Apicomplexa; Aconoidasida; Haemosporida; Plasmodiidae. The record is from RefSeq and is a predicted model, not a curated record. The coding region runs from base 1 to 3789 and encodes 1262 amino acids. The transcript has a single exon.
AUGUAUAUUAAUCAAGAAAAUGAUGAGAAUGAUGAAAAUAACAAAAUAAACCCUAAUACGUAUAAAAAUAUAUUACAUAAUAAAAAAAAUAAAAUAGGGCUAAUUAAUAAUAAUAUAUUAUUGAGAAAAAAAGAUCCCAACUUCUUAGGAAAUAAUUAUGAGUGCAAAAAAGGGAUUGAUAAAACAAUAAAUAAUAAUUUUAACAAUGAAAAAGAAUGUCUUCUUGAAGAUGAAGAAGAAGAAGAUGAAAAUGAUGAGGAAGAAGAUGAAGAUGAAGAUGAUGAUGAUGAUGAUGAUUAUGAAAUUGAUGAAAAUGAUGAGGAAGAAGAUGAUGAUGUUUUUUGUGAAGAAGAAUAUGAUGAUGAAACUCGAGAAAUAAAUUUUAAUUCUUAUAAUAAUAAUUAUUAUGAAACGAAUAAUAAAAAGGAAGACGAGGAUGAUAAUUUUUUAGAAAAAAAUAUUGCAUCAGAUGCUGAAAAAGAUGAUAUACUUUUUGAAAAAUAUGAUAAAUUAAUAAAAAAAUAUAAAAUCAAAAAAGAAACGAAAAUAGAUAACUUUGUUAAGAAAGAUACAAAAAAUGAUGAAAGCUAUAGUUGUUAUAGUUCCAAUAGUAAGGGGGAAUAUACCCAUCCAAAUAAAUAUAGUGGUAUCAAGAAUAGAUAUCUAAAAUCUAGAAAGAUUGAAGUUGAAAAUCAAGAAAAUGUCAAUAUUUAUGAUGAAGAUGAUGAGGUAGAAGAAGAAGAUAGCCAUUUUUCAAAUGUUGUGUUGGACAGAAUUGAAGAAAUUUAUUACAAGAAAACUAAAUAUAAAAAAUUAGAAAGUAUAAAUAAUUCUAACAAUAAUAUAUGCGUUAACGACUUAAAUUUAAACAUAAUAAGUGAUUAUCUAAAUGUGGAUAUAUCUGUAUUUAGUAAAAAAACUACUGUAUUAUUAUUAGGAAAUACACAAAGCGGAAAGAGUUCUUUUAUUAAUUGGUUCACUGAAUCUUAUGUACAAAAUACUAAUAGAAUCCCCAAAGGAAACCAAAUGACAUACAUAGAUGUAAAACGAAAUUACAAAUUCAAUUUUAAAAAUUUUAAAAAUAAUAACUAUCAACUUGGGUUAGAUAAAUUUCAUGAAAGCUACUACAAUAAUCGAUAUUAUGGGAAUAACGAAUAUGGGGAUAAUUAUUAUGAACAUGGAUUUGUGGGAGAAAAUGAUAAAAAUGUUAUUCUUUCAGGGGAAAAUUGUUUUAGCAUAUUUAAACCAUUUAAAAAAUUAAAAGAAAAAUCUAAAAAUUUAAAAAAUUAUAUUUAUGGAAAAUUAUGCUAUCAAAAUAAAAUAACCAAAUAUAUGAACAGAGUCAAUUCAGUAUCAUUUAUAGAUACUAGCGGAAUCACUGAUGUAGAUGACCAUGAUUACGAUGAAUUGAUAUUAAACAUGUCUAAAUAUGUAGAUAUAAUAUUUAUUUUUAUAGAUUCAAAUACAUAUUCUAUAAGUAAUAGGUUAUUAAAAAUUAUGAAUUAUCUUUUACAAAACCAAAUUAGUAAAGUAACGAUCUGUAUAACAAGGAUUGAUAUAAUAGAAAAAAUAAAUUUAUAUAGAGUUGUAUUUUAUUUGACUCAACAUUUUUUAAGAAAUUUAAAUAUAUUUAAACAACAUAUUAAUAUGGUUAAUCCUUAUGAUAAUAGUGGUGAAGAAGUCGAAUAUAACAGAAAUUUUGAUAUUCUUCAAAAUGAAAAUAUUAAAGAAAAUAAAAAAAAUGACAAAAUUGAAAAAAUAAAUGAAUUUUUUAAUCGAUCUAUCAAAUCAUUCCAAAAUUUAUUUAUUUUUCCAAAAAUGUUAAAAAGAAUUAUAACCAAUCAAAAUAUUAAUGAGAAAAAACAACAAACAAUCUUUAAAAAUAAUGAAUAUCUCAUAUCAGAAGACAAAGCAAAUAUCCAAUAUAAUAAUUAUCACAAAAUAAAUAAACAUGAUGAAGAAUAUGCUUACCAAGGAAUGGCACAUAGGCCAUAUAUACAUGAUACUAUAGAUAAUAGAUUCAAUUAUUUAAAUUCAAAAGGAUAUUAUGAUGAUUCAGAUAAAGAACGAGUAGACGAAGAAAAAGAAGAAAGUAUUUUUAAAAAAAUUUUAACAAAAAGUUAUAAUUCAUUUAAGGAUAAAAUAAUGAAUGCUAAUAAUGAAAGUGAAAACAUAAUUGAUAAUCAAGAUGAAGAUGAACAAUAUCAUAUGAAUAAAAAGACAAGAAUACGACAUGAUGAUAAUAAAAAUUAUAGUGAAUUUUCAAUAUAUGAUCAUAAAUAUUAUACAAGAAAUAAAACAAAGAAAAAAAGAGAUAUUAAUAUUAAUUCCAAUAGAAAUAUUGAUGAAAAUAAAAUGAAAAGAGAAGAUAAGGUAAAAAAUCAUAUUGAUAAAAUAUUUGAAAAUAAAAUAAAUUAUGGAGAUUGCUUAAAAAAUAUGAGUAUUUUUGUUUUAGUAUUAUUAUAUGAAGUUAUUACAACUAUUUAUAGUUUAAUCCAUUCUAGUAUAAAUACAUAUUUAAAUACAAAAGAAAGAAAAAUAAUAAAUGUUGAAAAAAUUUACAAACUUGAUGAAGCAAAUAAAUUAAAGUACAAUAUUAAUAAUCUUAAUGAUUCAUAUAAAAUUUUAGAAUUCCUGACAAUCUAUUUACCUGAAAUUCCUCAUGAUGUCCUUAAAAGAGAAAAUUGGAAAUAUGAAAAACCUUCAUUAAUGUUUACUAAAACUGGAAAACAUAUGAAUAGAUACAGUUAUUAUGGGGAUUACAAAUAUAACAAUCAAUAUGCUGGUAAUAAUAUUGAAAGAAAAUUAAAUGAACAAAAUGGUUUUGCACACUCGACAGAUGGUAAUAAUAAUAGUGUGCAUAAAAAAAACAAUUACAUUGAUUCAAAUAAAAAUUUAUAUGAACGUUCUGGUAAACAUUAUCAUAUAAGAAGAAGUAUCCCUGAGGAUUUUUCACCCCAUGAUAAACCUUUGAAUUCUUAUUUAAAUAAAAAUAGACAUAAUAAAAAUAACUAUUGUAAAUUAAAUGACUUAUCUUUAUUUGAUCCAGAACAAAUAGAUGAAGUAGGAAGUAGACAAAUCAAAUAUAACCGGGGUGAAGAUAAUGAUUUUAAAUAUGGAUGUGAAAUAAAAAGAGAUUCAAAUGAUAGUAUAAAUAAAUAUAAUGAAUAUGAACACAUUAACAAAUUUUCUCAGGAAAAUAAUUAUAAUAAUAGAAAUAAAAUAAGGAAUGAUGAUAUAAAAGAAUUAAAUAUGUUAAAUGAUUUAUUAUAUAAAAUAGAUGAAGGAAUAGAUUUAAAAACAAAUCAAAGUAUUUAUAUGCUUAAAAGAGAUUUAGAAAAAAUUCAAAAUACCUGUCUAAGAAAAAUAUUUGAUAAUAAUGAAAUAAUCCAAAAAAAUAAAUCCCUACGUUUUCAAAAUAUAAAAUUAUAUUUUUUUAAAUAUAUGACAAUUUUUUGUGGAUUUAUUAUAUCUUUACUUAGAUAUGAUUUCUUAGUUUAUUUUAAUUUUCUUAAACCCAAAUUAUUACUUAGUAUAUUUUCAAAAUAUUUUAUUUUUUUAUCAUCAUAUAAUAAAAAUUCAUUUUUUGUGGCUCUGAAUAUAUUACUUAUUAUCAUUUAUAUUGUAAUAUAUUUUAGAUAUAACAAAAGAAAUUAUUUUAAAUCUUUAGAUAAAAGUGAUAUGAAUAAAUUAAAAAUUAUUUUAUUAUUUACUCAAAUUAUAUUUGAUGAAAUCAAUCAAUUACAUCUUCGAUUGAUUGGAAAGGGAGGCCGAAGUUCACGAAGUUAG